This is a messenger RNA of Corythoichthys intestinalis (scribbled pipefish), 1285 nucleotides long. RefSeq names its product transmembrane protein 229B (gene tmem229b). Bases 555 to 1175 code for a protein of 206 amino acids. The transcript has 2 exons. NCBI's taxonomy places the organism in Eukaryota, Metazoa, Chordata, Actinopteri, Syngnathiformes, Syngnathidae. The record is from RefSeq and is a predicted model, not a curated record.
UGUAGCGUGCAAGAAAGUAAUGUACUCGUUUUGUUUGUACCGUUGUGAAUAAGUUUUUGAGUCUUUUGGUGUUACUUUUAUUUGGAUAAAGUGUUUUCUGUUAAGUUAUUAGACGCCACCAAAAGAAACUGUUGUAAAGGAGAAAUGGACUCGCUGUGUAUGCUUCGCCUCUUCAAGUGUACUGGGCGCACGUCAUAACAAACUCCUAACUAUUAUCCAGUAUUUGACUAGGAAUAGGUCUUAGUCAGAAUGAAUGAUUUCACAGUUUCUCGUCAUAUAUGCCAAGUUUCGUCACACGUUUGAGACGUCAUUAAUGAACGACGGCGUGGCCUCCGAUCCAGUUUAAAAGGUCAUUCAACUACGUCAUGUUUAUGCGAUGCCCGUGUGACGUUCAAUGUGCCCUCGCUUCGCCGCAUAGGAGGCUCGCUUUCUGCCCGUGUGCGUGUGUACCAUGAAGGUCAUAAUCGUUUUUCGCGUUUGCGUUCAAAGCAACAGAGCCUGCGCCCGUGGUGUGUUCAAGUGUUAAAUAUGCAUGUCAGUCGAUUUACUCAAGCAUGCAGUCCGCUGGAGUUUUCGAUUUGGGCCCCGAGUCAACGAGCCGCGUUGCCAUGACGACCAUGUCCAUCCUGGCGCCUCCGCCGCCCCUUUCGGCCCUGUGUCGAUGGUACAUAUAUGCAAUUCACGGCUUCGUGUGCGAGGUGAUUUUCACGGCUUGCUGUGAGUAUAUAGUGCAUAAAAACUGGAAGCUCCAUGGAGCCACCAGUUUAUGGGCCUUCGUCAUCUACGGAACGUGUAUCCUGGCCAUUGAGCGCAUGUUCCUGCGCAUGCGUGACCAUGUUAACGUGCUGGUGCGCUGCCUGGUCUACACUGUAUGGUUGUACGUCUGGGAGCUGAGCACCGGCCUGCUGCUGCGGCGCUUUGGUGCCUGCCCCUGGGACUACUCCAAAUUCCGCUAUAAUUUCAUGGGCCUGGUGACGGCUGAAUACGCCGCGCUGUGGUACUUCGCCACUUUCUUGGCGGAGCGUCUGGUCAUCCAGAACACACUCCGCUUGCGCUACCACGAUGGCUUCGACGACGGCUGGACCGAUCCCCUGGCUGGGGCCAUGAGGGCCGCCCGAAACUGCGAGAAGAGGAUGCGGGAGGCCGGGAUGGGCGGCUUGUUGAAGUGGGACUGAAGGACUGAGGAACCAACUUUUAGGUUUCAAUCCGACAAUUAUGCCAAUUAAAAAAAAAAAAGUUAAAUAAUUGACUGUCUGUGUCAGAAGUAUAAUUGAGGACAAAACAA